CUUGCGCCAAGAAGCGAAACCUAUUGCGGAGAAGGACUGGCAAACCUUCGGGUUCGACCGGAAGCGGGAAAUCGCUUUGCAGAAAACGGAUAAAAAUGACGUGCGCAAGGUGUUUCUCACUCAGACGGGACGAGAAGUGCCAGUGCCGUGGAUAGAAGACUUGGUGCAGGAAAGUCAACGCCAAGCGUGGCAGCAAGACGUGGUUGAAUUAAAGCUUCCCCUAAUCCUUCUCCAGAAGCAUCUCGAAGCUGUCCCGUAAGGGGAACAGGUCCGAGAUGAAUCCCAAGAUGGAUUAGGCUUGAGCACUAAUUCAACUCGAUAAGUAUCAUGGGGGUUCGAAGAAUCGCGAUCGGCAGCCAUUUCGACCGGUCUAA
Amoebophrya sp. A25 is the source of this 374-nucleotide messenger RNA. The record is from the annotation of a GenBank genome assembly. Lineage: Eukaryota; Dinophyceae; Syndiniales; Amoebophryaceae.